Messenger RNA from Amoebophrya sp. A25, 898 nucleotides. The record is from the annotation of a GenBank genome assembly. Lineage: Eukaryota; Dinophyceae; Syndiniales; Amoebophryaceae.
UUCGGAGAGGCGACCUAUGACUGUGUUGAUGGCGAUGAUAAAGAUUCAGAUGAGGAUCCACGUGGCCUAAACAUUCUUCACGUUCGUGCGGCGCUUGAUGAGCAGCCUUCCACUGAGGAGGUUCUAGAGGCUCUUUUUAUGCAUGAGAGCGCGAUGGAGGCUUUGCAUGCUGAAAACGAGGACGGAGACUCUCCGUUGGAAAUGGCGAAGGCAAAGCGCGGCGCUGACUCAGCUUAAGAGCGAUAAAGUGAUGUCGAUCUCACCUUCACAGUUUAUCUUGGAAUUUCAGAUAAUCUUCGGUGACUUUCCACCUACAUGAAAUACUGAGAGUAAAAGAUGUUAGGUUCGUCUCUGUACUGAAGGUUUGUGAUCGACGGGUUGACUCUAAUGACCAAUCUACAAGUUCUUUGAGGAGAAGCAUCAAAUACGUAAGCUCGCGCAGACGAAUGACGAAGAGGAACGUCGAAAAGUCGUGGAGGCGCUGAAGGAGCCCCUCUUGUGCAAGAUCACUGUCAAGGAUCAAGUUGGUUUCGCUUUACUCUGCGGGCACCAGCUCUGCAGCCAUUGCGUCACUAAGAGCGAGACUCGCGGGCCCUACGGAGGACUUUGCCCGGUUUGUCGUGAACCGAUUACACGCAAAGUGAAACUAUUCUUCAGCUAGUCGCUCGAGGAUACUUUGAUUGGUCGUGCACCCGCUCGUCCACUGCGCAUUGUUUUAGCAGGACAAGGUGCUUGAAGCAAAGAGAAUGAUCACCGACAAGGAGAUUCCCACUCGAUUUUGUAGAGUCGUCACGGAAUAAUUAUGAAAAGAUGCUCAACACCCAUCCUCAUUCACAGGAAGCACCCCAGCAACCAGAGAAUCACUUCGCCUAUUCGCGAAUAUGACAAGAUUUCAGAG